Aspergillus fijiensis CBS 313.89 is the source of this 738-nucleotide messenger RNA. RefSeq names its product Arginase/deacetylase. Gene Ontology annotation, cellular component: cytosol; cytoplasm; nucleus. Gene Ontology annotation, molecular function: arginase activity; manganese ion binding. The record is from RefSeq and is a predicted model, not a curated record. The transcript has 5 exons. Bases 1 to 738 code for a protein of 245 amino acids. Lineage: Eukaryota; Fungi; Ascomycota; Eurotiomycetes; Eurotiales; Aspergillaceae.
AUGCCCAAUAUAUCCUCCACGAUGAAGUUUCUCGCGGAUAGAACGCACUUGGCUAUUAUAGCCGCCAAAUUCUCCUGUGGAGCGCCUCGAGCCGGCGCCGGGAAGGGACCGGAAGCAAUCAUGCAAACCGGGGUCUUUCAGGAGAUCGCUACCAAAGCCAACCUGGCCAUCGAUUUCGAUGUCUUGGCGGCUGAACCUGCCACCGCCGACCACACAGAGGCGAAGGAAAAGGAGGAGGGGGGACUGGUCUACCAGCACGCUCGCCGAGGACGGCUUGUGCUGACGGUGGGGGGCGACCAUUCCAUCGGGGCGGGGACCGUCACGGGGACCGCAAAGGCCCUCCGCGACCAAUUCGCCGGCCAGCAGCAGCAGGAACAGCAGGAGCUGGGUGUGCUCUGGAUUGACGCGCACGCCGACAUCAACACCCCCGAGACCAGCAGGAGUGGCCGCCUCCACGGCAUGCCCGUCGCGUUCGCGUCGUGCCUUGCCCCCUCGCCCCAGAGCGGGUGUCUCCGGGAUGUCGACGAGGCGGAGAAGGAGCUCAUUGCCCGUCAUCAGGUCAAGGCCUUUACGAUGGAGGAUGUGAACCGGCUGGGAAUUGACAAGAUCAUGGAGGCCGCCCUGGAUCAUAUGGGGCCCGACACGCCGAUCCACGCCUCGUAUGAUAUCGAUUCCCUAGACCCGGAAUGGGCGCCUUCCACCGGGUUCCCGGUGCCAGCGGGACUGUCGCUCGAGUAA